AUGGCAGCCGACCGGACCGGGAUGUCACUCGGGGAAAGUGAGGACGUUGUUUUAUCAGACGAAACAGCGUUUGAGGAACACGGUGGCCAUGCCCCAAAAAGGCAUGCCCGGGUAACAGUCAAGUACAACCGGAAGGAACUGCAGAGGAGGCUCGAUGUGGAGAAGUGGAUUGAUGAGCGUCUGGACGAGCUCUACGCUGGUCAGGAGGAAGACAUGCCAGAAGAGGUGAAUAUUGACGAAUUAAUUGACCUGCCUGAUGAUGUGGAAAGAGUUAAAAAACUACAGGAGCUUUUUCAAACCUGCAAUAACACCACAGAGACCUUCAUCAGAGAGCUCGUAGAGAAGCUACAGGGAGUUCAUAAGGAGGAGGAGCUGCAGAGUGAAGGCAUCGAGCAUCCGGUCAUCGGUCACAGCCACCAUCGCCAUGAACCUUACCACUUCAACAACCCGCACCAUGUCCACCACACCCGAAGCCAGAACCAGACACUUUGA
This is a messenger RNA of Nerophis lumbriciformis (worm pipefish), 492 nucleotides long. The record is from RefSeq and is a predicted model, not a curated record. NCBI's taxonomy places the organism in Eukaryota, Metazoa, Chordata, Actinopteri, Syngnathiformes, Syngnathidae.